AUGUCGCAGGGCGUCACGCCCGAGAUGCAAAACUUCCUCGAGGAGGAGAAGCGCAAGGCGAUGUUCAACGAGGUCGUGUCCAAGCUCGCGGACGUGUGCUUCGACAAGUGCGUGACGCGGCCCGCGGACUCGCUCGAUCGCUACGAGAGCGCGUGCCUGAGCAACUGCGCGCUGAGGUACCUCGAGACGGGGCAGGUCAUCAUGCAACGCAUCGGGCGGAUGAACCAAUGA
Messenger RNA from Micromonas pusilla CCMP1545, 231 nucleotides. RefSeq lists its product as uncharacterized. The coding region runs from base 1 to 231 and encodes 76 amino acids. The record is from RefSeq and is a predicted model, not a curated record. The transcript is spliced from 2 exons. Lineage: Eukaryota; Viridiplantae; Chlorophyta; Mamiellophyceae; Mamiellales; Mamiellaceae.